Molecule: messenger RNA, 3405 nt
Organism: Danaus chrysippus (African queen)
Lineage: Eukaryota; Metazoa; Arthropoda; Insecta; Lepidoptera; Nymphalidae
Source: the annotation of a GenBank genome assembly
AUGGGACCCCCUAAAAAGUUCAGGAAAUAUGACUCCAAAGGUGGAAGCGACAGAUCUGGUAAAAAGAAGAAAAUAGAUGAAGAAGUGACAAUAGAUUUAGUGGAUGAUGACAACCCUGAAAGUUCUGGCGUGCCGGGAGCAGCUCUGCAGGAUGCUGAGAAAAACGACCAGGUCCCAGAAGAUGAGUUUGGAGCUAAAGACUACAGAAAUCAAAUGGAACUCAAACCUGAUAAUGCCAGUCGUCCACUAUGGGUGGCUCCAAAUGGUCAUAUAUUUCUCGAGUCAUUUUCGCCAGUGUAUAAACAUGCUCAUGAUUUUUUAAUUGCUAUUGCUGAGCCGGUGUCAAGGCCUCAACACAUACAUGAAUAUAAAUUAACAGCGUACAGUUUAUAUGCAGCCGUUUCUGUGGGUUUACAAACAAAUGACAUCAUUGAAUAUUUGCAACGUCUCAGUAAAUGUAAUGUUCCCGCCGGUAUUAUAGAAUUCAUCACACUUUGUACUUUGUCUUAUGGCAAAGUUAAGCUUGUAUUGAAACAUAACAGAUAUCUAGUAGAGAGUAAGCAUGUGGAUGUUCUUCAGAAGCUCCUCAAGGAUCCUGUGAUCCAGCAGUGUAGACUGAGACGAGACGGUGAUGAGGAACUGGUGACCUCCGCUCUACCUACAGCAGCACCCGCGCCGCCCGGGACCGCUGUUAAGACUGGUGAGGAAAAACCUGCAGCUAAUGGUGCAGUUCCUGAAGACAUCAGCCAGUUCUACCAACAACUGGAUAAAGAUGAUGAGGACGAGGAGACAACUGACAUCACCGCUAAGAACACCGCUGUUGCCUUUGAAGUUGAUCCAGACAAGAUUGAGGUGAUACAAAAACGUUGCAUCGAGUUAGAGUAUCCGUUGCUGGCGGAGUACGACUUCCGCAACGACGCCGUCAACCCUGACAUUAACAUUGACCUGAAACCUACGGCGGUGCUGCGACCCUACCAGGAGAAGAGUCUCAGGAAGAUGUUCGGCAACGGACGAGCCAGGUCAGGUGUGAUAGUGUUGCCGUGCGGCGCGGGCAAGUCCUUGGUGGGUGUGACGGCGGUGUGCACGGUCCGCAAGAGGGCGCUGGUGUUGUGUAACUCAGGAGUGUCCGUGGAGCAAUGGAAACAACAGUUUAAAUGUUGGUCCACCGCCGACGACAGUAUGAUAUGCAGGUUCACGUCGGAGGCGAAGGACAAGCCGAUGGGCGCGGGCAUCCUGAUCACGACGUACUCCAUGAUCACGCACGGCCAGCGGCGCUCGUGGGAGGCGGAGCAGACCAUGAAGUGGCUGCAGGCGCAGGAGUGGGGGCUCGUGGUGCUCGACGAGGUGCACACCAUCCCCGCCAAGAUGUUCAGGAGGGUGCUCACCAUCGUGCACUCGCACGCCAAGCUAGGAUUAACGGCGACCCUCCUCCGCGAGGACGACAAGAUAGCCGACCUGAACUUCCUCAUCGGACCCAAGCUGUAUGAAGCCAACUGGCUGGAGCUGCAGGCCAACGGGUACAUCGCGAGGGUGCAGUGCGCGGAGGUGUGGUGUCCCAUGACGCCCGAGUUCUACCGGGAGUACCUCGUGCAGAAGAUCAAUAAGAAAAUGUUGCUGUACGUAAUGAACCCUUCCAAGUUCCGCGCGUGUCAGUUCCUGGUGCGUUACCACGAGCGGCGCGGCGACAAGACCAUAGUGUUCUCGGACAACGUGUUCGCGCUCCGACACUACGCCGUCAAGAUGAACAAGCCCUACAUCUACGGGCCCACGUCACAGAACGAGAGGAUACAGAUACUACAGAACUUCAAGUUCAAUCCUAAAGUCAACACGAUAUUCGUCAGUAAAGUCGCCGACACGAGCUUCGAUCUGCCCGAAGCGAAUGUUCUCAUACAAAUAUCCUCGCAUGGCGGCUCUAGGAGACAGGAAGCGCAACGACUGGGUCGUAUAUUAAGAGCUAAGAAGGGUGCCUUAGCGGAGGAGUACAACGCAUUCUUCUACACUUUAGUGUCACAGGACACGUUAGAGAUGGCGUACAGUCGAAAAAGACAGCGGUUCCUUGUGAACCAAGGUUACAGUUAUAAGGUGCAUUGGGUCAUUACAGAAUUAAAGGGUAUGGACCAAGAGCCUGAUCUGUUGUACGGAACGCGGGAGGAACAAGGGAUGCUGCUACAACAAGUCCUGGCGGCGUCAGAGACGGACUGCGAGGAGGAGCGGGAGGGAGGGCCGGGGGGUGCGGGGAGCGCGGGGGGCGCCAGGCGGACCGCGGGGUCACUGGCCUCUCUGGCCGGGGCGGACGAUGCGCUGUACCUGGAACACAGGCGCUCCUCACACCACAACAAACAUCCGCUGUUCAAGAACGAGAACGAGACGGGUGGAGUGCCGGAGUGGGCGAUAGUGGAGCUGCAGGGUCUCGUGCAGGUUGAGAGAGAUGAUGACGGGCCCGCGGUGGUGGGGGACCUGCAUUACUUUAAGAGAAACAGACACCCCGUGCUCAUACUGGGACACCACGUGCUCACCGGCAAGGAAGUCAAGCUGGAACAACCGAUGGCCGUCAUGGAGAAGACUGUGGACGGUCAUAACACUUCAUACACAGUCAAAGCGAUCGUUAAAAAGAAACUACUAUUCAAAUCGAGACCGAAACCCAUCAUAUCGAACGCGGCGUCCAGGCUGGCCCGGAGCGACUCCUGGCCCUCCACGGAGGUCCAAAAAGCACCUUCAACUGUAGUGUUCUUUAAAUUUAAAAUGAAUGGCGAGAACGAGGAAGCGGAUUUAUACUAUUAUGGAUUAGAGGAAAGUGAGCGAAGUCUUCCUCGUUGCGAGGCGGGCGAUGUGUGUUCGGUGUUGCUGCGCCGCUACUGGCGCGCCCCGGCCUUGGUGCGUCUGUGUCGGUGUUCGCGACGCACGCGCUGCGAUAAGAUCGCGUCAGGAGACAGACUAGUUGAACUAAACAAUCGAUCAGACUUGCAGUUCUGCAAUCCGGUCACAGACUGGCCGGAGUGUUCUAUCAACGAAGCGCCUCUCAAGGUCGAAACUACCUACGAACGUAUGAGUCCCGACGAAAUCGAACUAUUACACCACCAGAACAUACAACUAACGCCACCGAGAAUACGACUUCAAUGUCUGUGUCCGAAACCAAACUAUUGGAAGUUAAAAACCGAAGACAACGAUACAAAUCUAACAUAUCGCUGCUCAUCCCUGCCUCUUUGCAAAACUGGUGAUGUCUGCGGGAACGUGGACGACGUCCUCCUAUCUCUUUAUCAGUCGUGCCUGUGUCCUAAGCACCAUAUAUGCGUGCACAGCGGCGGCAGGACACAGGUUCAAAUCUCGGAGCUGCUGUACCGAGGGAGGGGCUGGCGUGCUCACUGUCAACGUGUCAAUGACGAGUAUAGCUAUGAAGAUUACUGA